AUGAGGGAUUGGAUAGGCGUUGAGGAAUUACUAAAUUACAACAGACUAUUUGAACAAAAAUAUCAUAAACAAUUUACAGUUAACCCAGAUGUGACAGUCACUGCUGAACCAGAGCCGGAGCCAGUAGCUGAAGGAGGCCCUGGCAAUUUACUGCCGCUGUACAUCAUUAUUCCUAUAGCCGUUAUUGUGAUAGCCAUUGUAUUAGUUCUGCUUAUCAUCAGAAUGAGAAGGAAGAAAAGGAACAGAGAGCUGAAAUCAAAGUGGUCAAUGAAAACAUCACAAGGCAAAAUGAACAAAAAGAGAAAGAAUUCAUUGACGGAAGGAUCUCAUCUGUGUCAUGAGAAUGUUGGAAUGUACGAUAUUACGGCAGAAGAUAAUAACCCAGCCAAUAAGAAAGAUCGUCCAACUACGAAACAGAAGCCAUUUAAGAGAAAUGCAAAUCCAAAUUUUUCUAACAAUCUGAAUGCUACGGUAUCCCUAGAUAAUGUUUUAGCUGAUAUCGACACAUUCGCCAAUGACACUUUUAAAACUGAUAACAAAAAGUCUUCAGCGUUUGACAGUGAUUCAACGAAGCAGCUUAUGGACAAAGACGGAGAAACGUCUACAAAGAAAGUUGUAGAUGACGGCAAACCUGCGCCUCAAGCAGAUGUCACGGCUCAUGAUGCCGAUAAGGCGGACAACGAGUAUGCUAGAAUAAAUAAAGUCCGUAAAGUGUCAGCACCUAAGAUAGACAGCGAUGGACAAAUGUAUGACAAACUUGGUGACGAAAAGAAAGACAAAAACGUUAAUGGUCUAGACCCAAACUAUGACAGGGUGAAACUUGACGGUGAAUCGUACAAUACAACUUCGAAACCGAUGACCGUUCCUGACAGAGAUAAAUUGUAUGAUGGAUUGUCUCGGUUCUAAUUAUGAACAGAAAUCAUUUUGUUUCUAUGAAAGAUGAUAUUAUUUACACUGUACUAUACCUGAGAUUUGAAACUGGCUUUGAAGUAGCCACUUGGAUAUGAAAAUACAUGGUGAUGUUUGAAGUAGAACCGAAGACAUUCAUGCAUCCUUUAAAAUGCCCAAUUUAUGUUUUAUCCAGAUGUAACUGUAUCCUUGUGUUUACAUAAUUUGUUUUCUCUUUCUUUCGUACUAAUUCAACUGAUCAAAUAUUGCUUACUUUUAAAUUGAUCAAUCCAAUCAAAAUCGUCAGAUAACGACGGCUAUUGGAAUGUUAAAAGUAUUAAUUUCGCAUCAUAAAGUAUGCUUUCAAUAUGCCAUUUUCGAUAAAAUGCCCAAAUUUUUAUGACAACGUGAUGUAUGUAAACAAUCGGAGCCAACCCAGCCCUCGGGGAAGAAGUCUUGACUAUUGAAUCAUUGUAUAGUAUCAACAGUCCAGAUGCGUUCCCUUCAAUGUAGCUAUAUUCCGCUCCAAUUUUCAUGAAUCGCCUGGACCUAGUAAUGGACCUUUCAAACGGCCACAGCUCUCUACUGGCUACGUUUG
Messenger RNA from Mercenaria mercenaria, 1486 nucleotides. RefSeq lists its product as uncharacterized. Lineage: Eukaryota; Metazoa; Mollusca; Bivalvia; Venerida; Veneridae. The record is from RefSeq and is a predicted model, not a curated record. The coding region runs from base 1 to 906 and encodes 301 amino acids. The transcript has 3 exons.